Messenger RNA from Fusarium sp. VM40, 726 nucleotides. NCBI's taxonomy places the organism in Eukaryota, Fungi, Ascomycota, Sordariomycetes, Hypocreales, Nectriaceae. The record is from the annotation of a GenBank genome assembly.
AUGAGUGAACCAAUCAAAACACAGAGUGUUCUGGACACUGCACAUAUAGCGCCAGAAAUAUUCGAGCUGCGCCCAGAUUAUCGAGCCCUCCUAGUACAAGCCGAGGGCAUCCCUCCAGGGCCCAGCGAUGCGGUCAGUGAGGCCAUGUUGAGGGAAGCAGAGGAACACGUCAAGACCCUCACGUCAACCAAAUCUGUCAUUGAGCUUCCCCAUAUCGCAGCUUGGCGAGAAGCUUACAAGGCUUUCGGCGCCAAGCCCCAGCGCACCCGCAAUAGCCUGGAAGCCCUGACACUUCGUGUCGACAAGGGCGGCCUACCGCGCGUUAACCGAUUGACGGAUAUUUACAACGCCAUUUCUGUCAAGCAUCAGAUCCCUUUUGGUGGCGAGGAUCUGGACAAGUAUGAUGGAGCGCCCUUCUUGAUCCGCGCCACUGGCAAGGAAGAAUUUCACACUUCGGCUGGUGGACAGCCCUCGACAGAGGUAGUAGCCCCUGGGGAACCUAUCUGGUGUGAUAGUACUGGCAUUACUUGUCGUAGAUGGAAUUGGCGACAAGGUCCACGCACUGCGCUAACGGACGAGACUACCCGUGUCCUCUUUAUUCUGGAUGCUCUUAAGCCACUGUCAGACGAAGAGCUUCUUAAAUCUGCCGAGGAACUUUGUAGUGCCCUUAAAGCACUGUCGCCGGCAGUGAAGACAUCUUAUCGAGUUCUCAGUGGUCCUGCAUAG